AUGCAAGAAGAACAACUCCGAGAAGACGAAGAGGUCGAGGCCCUGGGCGCCUCCAUUGACUACGUCGGACAGACCAUUGAAGCCAGCAAAGUCAAGUACCAAUGGCACUUCCGCAUCGCGGGCGUCAACCACCGAGUCGAGUUCUUCCACUCGAAAAUUUCCGGCAGAAAGAAAAUCCUGAUGGACGGCCAGCUGAUCUACGCCCAGCAGCAAUUAAGGUCUGCGGGCUUCGAACACAGCUGGCCGCUGCAGGGCCAUCUCCUCAGCCUCAUUUAUGAGCCCCACCUCCAGGCCUUCGCUUUGAGGGUCAACGGGCUCAGCUUUCAGCUCUUCUACAGGCCCGGAACGAUCCUGGACCCUCAGUACGAUGCAUCGCUCUACAGGGAUCCCCCAUCUGCGUUUGCUGCUGCUGCUCCUGCUGUUGCUGCUGCUGCUGCUGCUCCUGUUGCUGCUGCUGCUGCUCCUCCUGCUGCUCUUCCUGCUGGUGCAGCAGCUGGGCAGUCCCAGCAGCAGCAGCAGCAGCAAAUGGCUAGCCGCCGCAGGCAGACAGAUCAACUGCCCUACCAGCAGCAGCUGCCGCAACCGCAGCAGCAGCAGCAGCAGCAGCAGCAGCAGCAGCAGCAGCAGGCUGCUGCAGCAGACCCGGUGGCCCUCCCUCUUUCUGCGAACAAAAGUUUGGAGGAAAUCGAUCUUUUAGACUUGGCGGCCUCCUCUGGGUCUCCGUCGCCGCGGGGGGGGGGCCCCUCUGCUGCAGCAACUGCCACGGGGGGCCCCUCAUCUGCUGCGCACUUGACGGCCUCGGGGGCCCCCAGUUCGGAUGCAGACUUGGAGCAGCUAAAUGCAACUUAUUGGCUCGAGGGGCCCCCCACUCCGGACUUCCUGGUACCCAAGGGGCCCCCGGAGGGGCCCCUGGGGGGCCCCCCUGAGGGGCCCCUGCCGGGGCCCCUAGGGGGCCCCCCUGAAGGGCCCCUACCGGGGCCCCUGGAGGGGAGCGCGGGCGGGGCCCCAGGGGGGCCCCUAGAAGGGUACAGGGGAGGGGCCCUAGGGGGGCCCCCCUGGGGGCCCCAGGGGCCCCUGCAGCUGCCGCAGCCGAGCCAAAGCCCUCAGAGCUGCAGCGGGAGUCCCCUCGCAACUCAGCCAAUACUGCAGCAGCAGCAGCAGCAAGGCAGCAGCAGCAGCAGCAGCUUCUCCAGCUACGGCACGUGGGGGCCCCCAGGAGGCCUCCAGAGGGCCCCCGAAGGGGGCCCCAAUAAGGGCCCCAGAGGGGCCCCUGCAGGCUGUGGGGCCCCCACGGAUGAAAAGCUGUUUGCCGAUUUGAUGGACUUGGCGUCUGACAAGUUGAACAUUUCACUGUCCCCUCGGCGACAGAAAAAUCCCAAACCCUAA
Molecule: messenger RNA, 1386 nt
Organism: Eimeria necatrix
Lineage: Eukaryota; Apicomplexa; Conoidasida; Eucoccidiorida; Eimeriidae
Exons: 5
Coding region: 1-1386 (461 amino acids)
Source: RefSeq, a predicted model, not a curated record